UGAAUACUUAAACGAAAACGAAAGUGUUCGUAAUGUUUUUCUAAAUUGGAUUUAUUGGUAUAUUGAAAGUAAAAAACAAUUUUUAGAAUGAGUUUUGCCGUCGAUGACGAAGUUCUCGCUAAUAUUAAAAUUCAAGAAGAUUCCGAUAAUGAAGUUUUUGGAGCAGUGUUCGCAGAGGAAGAGAAAUUAAAAGACGACUUUCUUGAUCCAAUUGAAUUGCAGAGGAAAUGCGAAAACUAUUGCGAAGAUCCGCUUCAACAUGAGGGGAAAAUCGACGUAAUCGAUUUUCCUUGGCAAUAUGAAGAGAGUGAUUUUUUAAGAUCCCAUAUAUUAAAUGGAGAAGACGUAGAAAACUAUGAGGUGAAGAAGGAAUUUUCUAAGGGAAAACCGAGAAAACCUAAUAAAAUUCUAUGGAGUAAGGAGCCUGGGAAUACCGUUUUAAACGAUUUGCCAGAUUAUCAACCUUCUGGAAAAGGCCCAGCUAAGAAUGUUUUCAGCCCUGUAGAAGCUUGGCAUCUGCUUAUGGAUUUACCUAUAUUGACACAAAUUGUUAAAGCAACAAACGAGUUUAUAAAAUCGCUCAGAAGCAAAGAACUUCACCACAAAACGACAGAUGUGAUCGAACUUCGAUCAUGGUUAGGCCUUAAUUAUUUAUGCGGUGUUUUACAUAACAAUGAAAACGCCCGACCCAUGGAGGAAUUAUGGACACUAGAACUAGGAAAUGCUAUAUUUCGAGCGUCCAUGCAUUAUAAACGUUUUGUCUUUCUUGCUGAAUCUAUACGCAUUUCGGAUACAUACCCGGAUGGUAGCAAACUUACGUCUGUUAUCGACGAGAUAGGAACUGUGUGGGAAAAAUUUAUUAUUAAUUGUCGCUCGUACUAUACUGCAAGCAACAUUUGUAUGCUGGACGAUUUUGUAAUGGAUUCAUCUGCUGAUUUUUUCAAUUCAUUUGAACAUGCUUCGCCUUCAGAAGAUGAAAAAAAUUGCGUUCGAUUUGUUACCUUAUGCGAUGCGAAGACAUUGUACAUAAGUAAUGCUUUAAUAACCAGAGGAAAUAAAUAUUUGGACGAAGAAGUCUAUCAAAUAUCGAGUGAUAUUAAAAACACCAGACGCUGUCUAUGUCUUAACGAUCGUUACACUAACAGCAAUAUGAUGAUCAAUAUGGGCAAGUUACAACAAACACAACUUCAAGUGGUUGGAUCUUUAUCGAGAACUGAAGGGGUGCCAACGCAUCUCGUUAAAUCGAUGGCGACUCCUCAGGUGUGGUAUUCGAAAAAUGAUUUGAUGUUAAUAUCUGGAUGCGAAACAGAAAUCAGCCAAGCAGGUUUGCUAUUAGCCAGCGGCCUUUCAACGCGUGUUAGCGCAAUAAAAUUGUAUAAAAUUGCAAGAUCAAGCAAUAGACGUGCACAUAAUCAAAUGAACAUUUAUAAUACAGCGUACGGGAAUCCGGCAAUAGCCCAACUAGGGUGGCCAAGAAAAUUUUUAUAUUUCUUACUGAAUAUGGCUGCUUUUAAUGCUUGGAUAUUGAUGCGGUUAUCGGAAAAGGGCGAUUCUCGUAUGGAACAACGCGAUUUUCAACGCCAAUUAGGUCUGUUUUUGACGCAGCAACAAUUAAAACAACGUUUGCAUUCAAACCAAAAAUUAUCGGUAUCAUUAAAGUUGCAGAUAACAGAAGUUUUGGGAGAAGAUGUGGAAGCCGUUUUAAGUGGCAUUACCAAAAAGAGAACUUUGCAUUUGCCUGCUAUCCCAGCUGAUAAGGCUUUAAUUCCGGAAGGUGUCGUUCUGCAAGCGCGAGAAAACGAGAGUCGUCGUCGCUGUAGAGGAUGCCGUUCAAGAAAUGGUACAAAAAUAAGAACGCGCUGCCAGCAAUGUCUGAUACCCUACUGUAUGCGUCACUUAAUUUCACGUUGUGACAAAUGUUCAGGUGUGAAUUUGAAAUCAGACGUACCAGGAAUUCAAAAUAAAAUUACGUAAAUAUCAAAAACGAA
Messenger RNA from Glossina fuscipes, 1988 nucleotides. RefSeq lists its product as uncharacterized. The transcript has a single exon. The record is from RefSeq and is a predicted model, not a curated record. The coding region runs from base 88 to 1974 and encodes 628 amino acids. Lineage: Eukaryota; Metazoa; Arthropoda; Insecta; Diptera; Glossinidae.